AUGAAGCGACACGUGAUGAAAACGGAAACGGUCGUGACACGAUUUAGCGUCUCAGAGGCGAUCAACACCAGAGACGCGAUGGCGAAAUGUCUUUACAAUGCGCUUUUCCAUUAUAUCGUGCUCCGCAUCAAUCAAGCCCUCAUGAGAAAAGAUGUGUCUGCAAGCGUUGGCUAUUACAUUGGCAAGUUCAUGUUGAGGUUAAAUUGA
Strongylus vulgaris is the source of this 207-nucleotide messenger RNA. The record is from the annotation of a GenBank genome assembly. Lineage: Eukaryota; Metazoa; Nematoda; Chromadorea; Rhabditida; Strongylidae.